Ricinus communis (castor bean) is the source of this 2387-nucleotide messenger RNA. RefSeq names its product transcription factor 25. The coding region runs from base 191 to 2095 and encodes 634 amino acids. NCBI's taxonomy places the organism in Eukaryota, Viridiplantae, Streptophyta, Magnoliopsida, Malpighiales, Euphorbiaceae. The transcript has 4 exons. Gene Ontology annotation, cellular component: RQC complex. The record is from RefSeq and is a predicted model, not a curated record.
GAAAUAAGGUAGGCCUAGCCCCGUUGUAUGAGCCCAAACGCACUUUCGUUAAUUCAAAGAAGCUGUAGCCUGUUCGGCAACGGUGAGAGAUUGACACAAGUCGUAUCAGCAAAGCACGCCGUUGGGAUAUCAAUUCAGCUCCACUGAAUCGAUUGAAGGUCCGAUAUUAGACGUAAGUUUGUUAGAAACAAUGUCUGCUAGGUUACUGAAGAAAGUCUUGAAAGAACAGGAGCAACAGCAGCUUCAUAAUCACGAGGAAGAGGAGGAAGCAGAAUCUCCUGAUUUGAGCACUCGUCCUGUAAUCAAUCCAUUUGACCUUCUCAACGACGAUGACCCUGAUCAGGAGAAUGAGUCAGAAAUCACUGAUGAAACCUUGAGUGUAAACAUUGACAAACAAGAAAUCUCUGUGUCGAGAAGUGGGGCCAGUGGAGUGUCAGCAUCUAACCGGAAAUCCAAGAAAAAGAAAAAGAAGAAAGGCAAGGCAGCUCUACCUUCAAAUACAAAUAAAGGUGAAACACAAUUGGAUGAGGCACUAGAAACACUCUCCUUGGAUGUGAAUUCUUCAAGAAAUCAACUUGAUCCUAUCAAAACCAAAGUAGAAAAUCCAAGACUUCGAGAAGAGUUUGAUAAGCAAUGUGCACCAUCAAUCUUGCAAGUGGAUCCCAAGUGCUUAAAUCCUGACAAUGAGCUUCGAAGAAUUUUUGGUUCUAAGGUGGUGAAAUCAUUUGAAAAAAGUAAUCAAGCCAGCAGUUCUAGGCAGGUACGAGGGGCAAGACGUGGAAGCCAUCACACCAGAAAGACUAUUCUAGUCUCUCCAUCAGAACACUGGCCUCGCUGGGAUGGAUCUUUGUCAAUGGAAUUUCUGGAGACUAAGGAUGGAUACCACCACUUUAGAUAUGUGCACUCACCUUCCUAUAAUCAAGGUCAAAGAGCAUUUGAAGCUGCCAAAUCCAUUCACGAUCUAAAUGGCAUAGCAAGCAUCCUAGCAUACCACCCUUAUCAUUUAGAUUCACUUAUUACAAUGGCAGACUAUUUAAAAUUUAUGGGUGAGCAUCAAAUGUCAGCCGAUGCUAUUGCAAAGAGUUUAUAUGCAAUGGAAUGUGCAUGGCAUCCUAUGUUCACCCCUUUGCAAGGUAAUUGCCAAUUGAAGAUUAGCCAUGAAAUGAACAAGCCACUAUUCACAGCGCUUUUCACUCACAUGAAAGACAUGGACAGGCGUGGAUGCCAUCGCUCUGCCCUUGAAGUUUGCAAAUUAUUGCUGUCACUAGAUUUAGAUGAUCCAAUGGGGGCAUUGUUCUGCAUUGACUACUUUGCUUUGAGGGCAGAGGAGUAUGCAUGGUUGGAACGGUUUUCUGAAGACUUCAAAAGUGAUAACUCUUUAUGGUUGUUUCCAAAUUACUCAUUUUCACUUGCCAUUUGCCGAUUUUAUCUUGAGCAAGAGGAAACUUCAAAAGAUACUUCUACACUUGCUUCCAAGGCUACUUCAGCUGAUUUGAUGAAGCAGGCAUUGAUGCUUCACCCUUCUGUCCUUAGAAAGGUAGUAGCAAAGGCACCUUUGAAAGAUCAGGCAUGGACAAAUAUACUAAAGAAUGCCUUUUUCCGCUCAGAGCAAACAGGCUCCCCAUCUUUGGACCAUCUUAUCAGUAUAUAUGUAGAGAGAAGUUAUAUCAUAUGGAGGCUUCCAGAUUUACAGAAAUUGCUUCGGGAUUCAGCUCUUCAAGUUGUCGAAACUUUAGAACAUAACAGUAGUGAAGCUAAGGAUUGGGCUUGUGUGCGAAAAGAAGUGUUCUCAUCUGAGAACAAUGAGUAUAUCCAUUUGCUACUUUCGGACUUUUCUGAUAUAGUGCCAACUAUUCCACCUGAGAACCUGCAAAAUUUCAUGGUUGACCCAAGGAUGAUGGAGGCUGGGCAAGAUGGAGGCCAAAUUGCCAAUCCACUUGCUGGUGGUCCUGCUCCACGUGAUGUUGCCAAUCGUAAUGCAUUGGCUGUUUUGUUUGAGUCAAUGUUGCCAUGGGUUAAUUAUGGAACCAGAGAAGAUGGAGGUGAUUAUGAGGAUAACCAAGUUAAUGGCCAAGACCAACGCAACGAAGACUGAAUGUCAAAGUUCUGACUGUAACAGACGGGAAAAGAGGAGAAGAUAACUGGUUUUUUCAUUCUUUUCUUUUUCUUUUUUCCUCACAUUGUGUUGAUAUCAUAAAUCUGAAAUGUAGAUAUAAUUAAGUGGUCAAGUAAAAAAUUGCUGCAACAUGAUGUGAACCAUUCUUAAUACAUCACUGAUGCAGGAUUCCUUUUUUGUCAAUGGAACUCAAACCAUGUGUUCAGCUAGAAGUAUUUUGCUUGCACAAAAUGAUUCUCAGGAAAGAAAUUGACUGAAUUUUGUUGUGUUA